AUGACUAUGGACAUCCAUCGGGCAAAAGUCGAUCGCGUAGCCACUCGAGUACGCGAAUUUUACGAACGCAAACAGUCGUACCGUAUAUACCAUGGUUCCACAAACUGCACGCGCGAAUCUACCAAAACGGCGGAUAAUACGGUAAACAUCAGCUUUUUGAACGAGGUUCUAGCCAUUGAUCCUGUAAAGCAAACAAUGCUAGUCGAGCCAAAUGUGGCGAUGGACCAGCUUGUUGCUGCGACAUUGCCAUCUGGCUUGAUCCCUCCUGUGGUCAUGGAGUUUCCUGGAAUCACGGCUCGUGGGGGAUUCACCGGGACCUCUGGGGAAAGCAGCUCUUUCCGCCACGGAUUUUUCGAUCGCACCGUGUCUCGCGUGGAGAUGGUACUUGGAAAUGGCGAAGUCAUUGAAUGCUCUCCAACCGAACAUGCAGACCUGUUCUACGGCGCUGCUGCAUCUUUCGGCUGCCUCGCAAUCACCACCCUCUUAGAGAUCCGUCUGAUACCUGCAAAGGCGUAUGUGCAAAUGACUUAUUUGCCCACUACGAAGGGUGUAUCGGGCGCAAUCACAAUUAUGGAGGAAUGCAUCAAUGAUCCAACAUGCGACUAUCUUGAUGGUAUACUUUAUGAUAAAAAUCAUGCAGUUGUCUGCAGUGGCAGGCUGACCGACUCACCUGGGCCGGAGAAUGCAGUACAGACCUUUACGCGUCCCAAGGACCCGUGGUUCUACAUGCACGUUCAAGAACAAGCCGAGGCCAAACAAAAAGAGGCCAUCGAGUAUAUCCCCCUGGUUGAUUAUCUCUUUCGCUAUGAUCGUGGUGGGUUCUGGGUCGGAAAGUACGCUUUCGAAUAUUUCGGUAUUCCUCAAAAUAGCUUCACGCGCUGGUUGCUCGAUGGCAUCUCUCACACUCGCGUCAUGUAUCAUGCCGUACAUAAAAGCGGACUGUUCAAAGAGUACACCAUCCAAGACAUUGCCGUGCCGUACUCGGCUGCCAGUGACCUAGUCGACUACCUGGAUGACUCGUUCCGACGAUAUCCUGUCUGGAUGUGCCCAUUACGUCAAACGACAAAAGAUGCCAAUGGGCAAAUAAUCCAUGGUCUCUUAGCGGACCAAUUGUCCAGUGAUGACACCAGAGAUCAGCCUGAAAUGAUGCUCUCUCUCGGCGUAUGGGGGCCUGGCCCUGGCAGUGGUGAGGAGUUUGAGCAAUUCAACCGGGAACUGGAACACCGGGUUGGGAUCAUGGGUGGUCAGAAGUGGUUGUAUGGCCGAACUUACUACUCAGCAGCUGAGUUUGUCUCGAAUUAUUCUGUUUCUAAUUUAGAGGCUCUCCGGGAUCGGUAUCACGCAACCCAUUUACCAACGCUGUACGAUCGGGUCAAAGUGCGCCCUGCGGCCUUCAAUGAUAGGGAAAAAGGACUUCUAAUCUUCGACAAAUGGCCGUUUCCUGCAGCCUAUGGCCUCCUCCAUACAUUCCUAUCGAGGGAGUAUCUUUUGGCUCCUUCAAAAAGCUCUACUGUCUCUAACCCGAAGAUUAUGCUCUUCAUAUUGAUGCUAUCUACUGCCGCGUGGUUUGGGCUGUAA
Penicillium cosmopolitanum is the source of this 1578-nucleotide messenger RNA. RefSeq lists its product as uncharacterized. NCBI's taxonomy places the organism in Eukaryota, Fungi, Ascomycota, Eurotiomycetes, Eurotiales, Aspergillaceae. Gene Ontology annotation, biological process: steroid metabolic process. The transcript has a single exon. The record is from RefSeq and is a predicted model, not a curated record. Bases 1 to 1578 code for a protein of 525 amino acids. Gene Ontology annotation, cellular component: cytoplasm; membrane. Gene Ontology annotation, molecular function: Delta24(24-1) sterol reductase activity; FAD binding.